CCUGACCAUUGAUCGGCGAUCCGAAAACGUGCCAUUCAGCUGCCUAACUAAACUAUAUCUGAUCAUCACGGAGGCCGGCCUGUGAAAUCUUGCUGGUUUGGUGCUCUAUUGGGUGUUAUCUCUACCAUAAUGGUAGCUAACACAGCUGGUCUAGAAGUAACAUGUCCCCAACUGCGAUUCUUGGCGUGGUAAGGCGAGGCGAUUCUUGGUCCUUCUGUCAAAAGUUAGAGUCGCCAUCGCUUAACCCCCCACAGUCAGUGACAUCCAAAUCUUAGGUCAGGAGGUAGCCAGCGGAAAUACUCGCAAUAUUCCGCUGCGAUGUCAGGUACAACGUGACAAUCCCCCUGUCUAUCCCCAUACCGUGAAUGCAUAUUCGCGGCUCGUCGUUUCCCAUGGGAAAACAGGACCAGGGGGUGAUCUCGGCUAUAUUCGCGAUAUUAACCGCCAUGCUUUUAUACGACGGGAUCCGUGACGGGACGGCAGCAGCAUGCAAAAGGAAAUGAAGAAAAAUCUCCGGGGAAUCCUGAAGUAGGGAGAUUCGUUCACCCGGCCACAAAUUUAAAUAGACGACGAGUCCCGCGUCGUGACAGCGAGCCUGAAGAAGCAUCUAAAACGAUCGCCUUCGCUCUUCUCAGGAUGCAGCUGACCGUGAACUCGCUCGCCGCCGGCCUGGCGCUGCUCACGCCCAGUGCCCAUGCGCUCCUCCGUUUCUCGUGCUCGCAGCUCGUCGUCGAGCGUCUCGACCCGCUCGUCUUCCCCGGCGUCACGGGCUCGCCGCACGUCCACCAGAUCAUCGGUGGUAACGCCUUCAACCAGUCUAUGGAUUACCCGCGCAUGGAUAUCCCAAGCGAGGCCACAUGUACCACGUGCACCUUCGCCGAGGACUUGUCCAACUACUGGACUGCCGUCCUCUACUUCCGUGCCCGCAACGGCACUUUCAAGAGGGUCCCGCAGAUGGCAAACUCCGGGUUCGAGGGCGCAAACGGCGGUAUGACCGUUUACUACACGCCCAGCUACAACAACGGCAAGGUUACUGCUUUCAAGCCUGGCUUCCGAAUGAUCGUCGGAGACCCGUCAUACCGAACCGAGGCCCAGGCCAAGAAGUUCCGUCAGCUUACUUACACUUGCCUCGACAACAUCCUCACCCGCACUGGUGAGACUCUUGAUAUGCCAAAGAAGGCCUGCAAGGCCGGCAUUAUGGCUAACAUCCGCUUCCCGACCUGCUGGGACGGCAAGAAUCUCGACUCAGCCGACCACUCGAGCCACGUCGCGUAUCCCGCCAGUGGUACCUUCGAGAGCGGCGGUGCCUGCCCCUCGACUCAUCCCGUCAAGAUUCCCCAACUCUUUUACGAGGUCAUCUGGGACACACGCGCGUUCAACAACCCCAACGACUGGCCCACCGACGGCAGCCAGCCUUUCGUCUGGUCCUUCGGCGACCCAACCGGAUACGGAAACCACGGCGACUACAUGUUCGGCUGGAAGGGCAACGCUCUCCAGACGGCCAUGGACUCCAACUGCAACAUCAACUGCCCUCAGCUCAAGACCCAGUCCAUCUCGCAAGGCAACCAGUGCAGCAAGAAGGUCUCCGUCAACGAGGAAAUCGACGGCUGGCUCAAUGAGCUUCCCGGCGGGAUGCCUGUCACUGAUGCGACUGGCAAGGUCCUCUACUAAGCGGACAGUGUUUAAAUGAUAGUGGUAACAAAUGUAUUUAAUAACUAGAAAUAUUAAUCGUUUCGGUAUAAUGAAGACCGACGUGUAGGCGCGAUUUUGUCAAGACCACGUCUAAUACUAGCAAGAUAGUCUAGCAAAUAGACCCUGAAGCCAUCAAAGUCUAAA
This is a messenger RNA of Daldinia vernicosa, 1836 nucleotides long. RefSeq lists its product as uncharacterized. The coding region runs from base 637 to 1671 and encodes 344 amino acids. The transcript is spliced from 4 exons. The record is from RefSeq and is a predicted model, not a curated record. NCBI's taxonomy places the organism in Eukaryota, Fungi, Ascomycota, Sordariomycetes, Xylariales, Hypoxylaceae.